AUGAGUGAUUUUAAAGAUUGUGUGGAAGCAAUUGAAGUUAUUGACAUUAAUAGCUUUGGUUUGCAUUUCACUUGGAAUCAAAAACCAAAGAAAGGCAUCGGUGUGUUUAAGAAAAUAGACUGUGUUAUGGGAAAUAUGAAAUUUGGCUUUAAGGAAGCUGUUGAGCGUGAAUGGCAGCAAGAUGUGAAAGCUAAAAAGCUACUUUUGAAACAAGGUAAUCUUCAUGUGCUGGUUGAUAACCUUAGAAAGGAGCUGGAUUUGAUUCAAACUACUAUAGAUAAGGAUCCCUUGGAUUCUUACUUACGGGACAAAGAAGCCUCAGUUCUGACUGAAUUUAAGGAAGCUCAACUUGAUGGAGAGAGUUUUUUAAAACAAAAGGCAAAAGUGGAAUGGCUUGAGCUGGGUGAUGCUAACUCGGCUUUUUUUCACAAAACACUGAAGUGCAAAAAUCAUAGAUCGCAAAUUGCAAUCAUCAAUGAUAUGCAAGGUGCUACACAUGAAGGUGAAGCUGCACACAAAGCUUUGGUGGAUCAUUAUAUGAACUUUUUGGGUAAGGAAGAUGAAUCGAGACUCAACCCAACACCCGGGCUCUUUGAUAGGGUGCUUAACCAUGAAAAGGCAGCAAACAUGGUAAGAAACAUUACGGAUGAGGAAAUAAAACAUGUUAUGUUCAGUAUUGGGGAAAACAAAGCGCCAGGACCUGAUGGGUACCAUAACAAUUGUGAGAAACAGAGCAUUAUAAAUUUGUGCUUUGCGGAUGAUCUGUUGAUUUUCUCACAUGGUGAUACUAGGUCAGUAAAAGUCAUUUUGGAUUCUAUUAAUAUGUUUAAAGAUAUGUUAGGAUUAGUGUCAAGCAUGUCAAAGAGUACAACCUUCUUUUGUAAUGUUUCUGACCCUGUAAAGUAA
This is a messenger RNA of Erigeron canadensis, 906 nucleotides long. RefSeq lists its product as uncharacterized. The transcript is spliced from 3 exons. Bases 1 to 906 code for a protein of 301 amino acids. Lineage: Eukaryota; Viridiplantae; Streptophyta; Magnoliopsida; Asterales; Asteraceae. The record is from RefSeq and is a predicted model, not a curated record.